This is a messenger RNA of Zerene cesonia (dogface butterfly), 768 nucleotides long. RefSeq names its product F-box only protein 32-like. The record is from RefSeq and is a predicted model, not a curated record. NCBI's taxonomy places the organism in Eukaryota, Metazoa, Arthropoda, Insecta, Lepidoptera, Pieridae. Gene Ontology annotation, biological process: protein ubiquitination. The coding region runs from base 94 to 753 and encodes 219 amino acids. The transcript has 5 exons. Gene Ontology annotation, cellular component: cytoplasm; SCF ubiquitin ligase complex; nucleus.
CUACUGCAAUCGCCAAUAAUUCUCGUCUCGCUCCGGAGGUUUGCUCGUGUGUUUUGUUACGUUUACGGAACUUUGUGUAUAAUUUAAUAAAUAAUGCCAUUUAUAUCAAAAGACUGGCGAUCGCCUGGUGAAGUGUGGGUGAAAACACAAGAAGGUUGGGAGAAGAAAAAAGUACUUGAAUGCACAGCACAAAGAUAUGCAGCUAUCUCUAACUUUAAUAACUCGGAAGAUAAGGAUCAAAAAUGGAGCGAAGAUGGCGAAGGUGAUAAAAGUUCAGAUGAUGUCGUCGCAAGAGUCCCUCCUCAUUGUCACAUCACAAUCAAAUGUACAAGAGAGAUAGCCGGUUUCAACGGUCUAUCAGAAGCAGUUCGUCGUCUAGACUUUUCGUCAGCAGUCCGUGACGUUCGGAGGUUCAACUACAUCUGUGCGCUUUUGGAACUGUUGCUGUGCGGCCAGAGACUAACACACCUUCCUGGUGCUGCGCAGAAACUCCUCUUGUCUAUGCUUGAACAACUUGCUGAUCAAGUUGCAACAUCGAAGCAGAACUUGAACGCCUUACGGGCUCUAGUGGUAGGUCUAACAGCUAUUCGGGAAGCAGAACGGCGAGCGUGCUGGGGCCGGCCUUUGGGCUCCCGCGCGCUCUGGGGUCACCACGACCAUGCGAUAGCCAGGAUCAAUAGGAUCGCAGAGAGCAUACGGAUACAGGAGGUGAGCGGUGGACAAUGCGUUUACGCAUGUGGGACUACUGAUUAGAGCUUAUGUUGGACU